CCCUGGGUAAGAGCCCUGGCCUCACCACACUCUCCCCGUGGAGACAUUCUCCCUAGCUCCUCUUAUGCAGUCCUCAUGCGAGACCACCUCGCCCCCUUCAUACCUUUACCCCCCCAGCGAGAGACACUCAGGUGAGAUGCUCCCCCCCAUACGGUACCGCAGGUGAGAUGCACGUGCACUCCCCAAAGUGAAAAGACCUUACUCCCUCAGAGAGACCUUGCUUGGUGAUGUCUCCCCAAUGGUCCCCACAGAUGAGUCCCUUCCAGUCUCCCCUCCUCCAUUUCUCCACAGGAGCUGUUCUGUCAGGCUGCUGUUGGGUGUGCUGAAAAUAUUAACCCCCUCUGAUGGGGUCAAGCCAGGCUGUGCUGGGGCAAGUAGUUCAGCUGUUCUUCAGUAUUUCCAUGGAAACGUGGGCUUUGCCAUUGAACAUCUGUAUGUCUUGAAUCACUCAUUUGAGUGUUGCCAUUAUUUUCAAACUGUGGAAGAAUGUUUAAAAACGAGUAUCAGGGUGGCCCAUUUGUUGAAAUAUUCAGUGCUCAAGGCAAGAAUCCAGGAGCAAAAUGGAAGAUCUUUGGCAGUCCAUCAGCAAUUUGGAAAGAGUUUGAUAAAGAAGUAAAAGGCUUUGUUUUUGUCCUUGAAGGAAGCAGUCAAACAAACAAGAUUCAACUACCAAAGGAAACUAGACAAACUCUUGGACUGAUCCAGCGGUUUCUGGUACUUCAAAUUUAUGUGCCGUUGGGACAAGACUUCUCUACUGAAUUGCUGGUAACUGAUUUAGGAAACAUUAAAAGAAGAUUGUAUUUAUCAACGGUCCAUAAGGAGCUGUCUGUAACCCCUCUGCAUGCAAAACUUCCUCUGUAUAUGAUCAAACGCAAAAUAUGGUGCAAUUUGUGCAUUGACUUGGUAGCAUUCACCAGUGAAAUAUUCAAAGGAGCUGUUUUCCAGUCUUUGGAUGGAAUUAUCAUCUCAGCUAACUGUAAACUGAGAAAAAUCUUCACUUUGAAAUUAAAGCCUCAAGAUACAGCUGAGGAAGAUGCUGAUGACCCCAUGGAUACUAUUCCUCGAACCUGUCAGCUAAAUACAGAUGUGCCACAAGUAACGCAACUGCUGAACAUGAGUAAACUUCGUCAACCCUUAACUUCAUCUGAGUCAGUAGACCAGUUAAUUAACAGAGGACAAGGCAGUACACAUAACAAUAAAAAUCAAGAUGUGUCUCACAUUGCAUUUGGAUCCAAGGUCCUUGGACCACCUCCACCUUCUGGGAGAAGAUUCAACGCAAGGACAUCUGGAGAGAUAAUAAAGUCUUUGGGUAGCCGAAAUAGCAGAUCAUGCCAACAGCUGACAUUAGAAAAAGGAAGCGAGUCGAUACGAGAUACCAAGAAGUCUGAACCAUCUCCCUCACCAUUCUGUGAGCCUUUUGAUCAAGGAGACAAAGAAAAUAUUCACCAAACAAAUCCAAUUACAAGUCACAAUGAUGAAUGGGUAUUUCCUGAAAAUUGCAGUAACAGUUAUCAGGUGGAUUCCAGUGGACAGUCAAUAGCUGCCCAAAAUACAGCCUGCAGUAAUUUAUCCCUGUCUCUGGAUACUGAUGCUGAAAGUGGAAACAAGAAAACAGGUGAACACCAAAUAAACCAUAAAGAGAUUUUUACAUUUUCAUCGAGGCCUCGAUCAGCUCCUCAUGGGAAGUCCCCAAAUAUGUCACCAGAAGGCAGCAUGCCUCCUUUGGAUUUCAAUGAGGACAUUGAUGGGGUCUGUAGAGGAGCCCAAAUGGAAGAUGAUUUUUAUGGAAGUGACAGCAAUGAAGAGGAUGACCCCAGUGAAUUCACCGAACGUGCUUCAGACCUCAAGACCAGCCACAGUAUAUCAGAGUCAUCUGAUUCAGCCGUUUUUAAAGAACUCCCAUCAAAGGUGAUGUCAGUGAGUCCUGAGUGCAGGAAAUAUAAAAGAUGUCUCAAGCAUACCCACGUGGAAUCCGUAUUAUCAAACCCACAAGACUCGCUUGAGGAAAAAGCAGAGCCUGACAGCGUCUCAAGAAGUUUGAUGCCUACCCUCUGUCUUUCUCCUACUGGAAGUAAGCCUAAAUUAUCUGAGGAAAUUCCAAGCACUUCUGACAAACCAAAGGAUACGCCAGUCAGUCAGUUAAGAGCAUCAAUAAGUAGAAAGUCCCUCAAAGAAAUCUUAAGAGAGAAUUCAAAUCCGACAGCCAAGACUCCUGAGUACGACUGGAGAAACUACCAGCCAAGCAGACUGAGUGCAUCAGAACUGCAGAUGUUGGCUAGCAUGAAGAGACAACAAAAUGAGGAGCUGGAGGAGAACGGGGUCUCACAUGGGCUGAGUGCAUCUCAGAUUGACACCUGCAACGUCAGCGUCAGUACAAGCAGUGAUGACACAACAACCUGGAACUCUUGUCUCCCUCCACCAGUCAAUCAAGGGCAUCACUAUCAGAAAGAAAUGAACCCGCUGUCUCAUUCCAACCCAAGGGACUGGUUAAGUGUGUUCAGCCCUCCCAUAAUUCUUCCAAGCCAAGAGCUAGCUCAGCAUACUGACUCUUCAGCAAAUCUACGUGUUCCAGGUGAAGAUGACUUCAGUACAGAGGAGGAUGAGGAAGUCCUGACUCUUUUGUAUGAUCCAUGUCUAAACUGCUACUUUGAUCCAGAAACUGGAAAAUACUAUGAGUUGGCUUAGCAAGUUCUUGGUUGAGAGAGUAUUGCUCUCCAUCAGAACAGAAUUAACAUCUAGUUCUCUGUUAAGUAUUAACCCGAAUGUAACACUUUAUUGUGUAAUUAAAAAUUGGAAUCAGUAAGUAAUUUUGCAAGCAAAGGAAUAUAUUUUACAAAUAAUGUAACAUCGGAUUUUGGUAGUUUUGUAUUGUAACACAGUAGAACAUCACAGCACACGUGCUUGACAGCUGUUUGUGAGACUGGUUUGUUUCAUAUUAAAUAUUGAAAGAUUCUGUGUGUGAACUAAUUAGGUUGAAUCAAAAGGUUUUGCAGUUUUUAUAUAUGUAAAUUAUGGCUUCAUACAAAGAAAACGUCGGGGGGUUCGUUACUGUCUUAAGAGGUGGGGGUUUUUUUGUACUCCAACAAAUGUAGUGUGAUGUUUGAAGACACAUGUUCCAUGGGCUAGUCACCUUCCUUCCUCUUCAGGAAAGUCUCUGUACUAAUUAAAUGAUAAUAACUGCUUUUGAGAAAUCUUAUCCACUUAUAAACCUCAUAAGGUUACUAUAAUACAUUGGAUUACUGCU
Molecule: messenger RNA, 3244 nt
Organism: Pelodiscus sinensis (Chinese soft-shelled turtle)
Lineage: Eukaryota; Metazoa; Chordata; Testudines; Trionychidae
Source: RefSeq, a predicted model, not a curated record